AUGCAGCUUUUGCGUCGAACACUUGAUGAACUGUCUACACCACUAAUCAAAGACGAGAUUAAUGAGUUCUACAGAUAUCUUUCUACGACGUACUUGAAUGACGAUGCUAAAUUCCCUCCUAGUUCAUGGGCCCUUGCAUUAUCGAUAGGAGCGAGGAAUGGUUCAAAAUUCUUGACUAAUAACAGUCUUGAAAUCAUGAACUCAUCCCUGGUGGAUCAAGGAAUCAACAAUGCGACAGAGCUAUCUACGGUCAUCUCCAUUGCUAAUGGCUUUAAAAGUGAAAGCUUCAGUACGGAAAUUGCUAAGCUUGAGAGCAACAGCCAGCAAAGUACUAAAAAUGACAGAUUGUGCGCCUUAGUUGCGGUUGUACGCUACGAGCAGCUAGCAAGAUUUGACAAAAAAUGCGCAGAAAAUGGCUCAAUCGAAGAAGCAAUUGUUUCUGUCGGCUUCGGCUUGAUGAGGGCCAGAUCAAAGGCCGAGUCAUUGAAAUCUACUCAGAAACUCCGACAUUUUAUCAACAACGCCACGCAACCAGAAACUGCUGUAUUUCAAAAUUUGAUUAAAGAAUCAACAGCUGACUCAUACCAGUUUCAAGAAGCAAUGCCUGUGAUGUCCCCAGUUCGCGAUGAGCAAGAAACAGCUGGUGAGCAAGUUGACCCAGAUCCUUUCGCUCAGCAAGGAGGAGAAUUCGAUUUGAGAAGAGUUGCGGCGCCAAUCGCUCAGCCAGUUCAAAGAGUGGAAAGAAGAGUCGAUGAGGAGACGAGCAAUGAUGAAGUCGAUGUGCCAGCUGUUAUCCAUGAGUUCGACCCACCUCCAGUGGACUCUUUACCGUCGGACAAUGAGGAUCGUGAGCCUGAAAACUGUAAUAUAUCAAAAAUGUAA
Oikopleura dioica is the source of this 882-nucleotide messenger RNA. The record is from the annotation of a GenBank genome assembly. NCBI's taxonomy places the organism in Eukaryota, Metazoa, Chordata, Appendicularia, Copelata, Oikopleuridae.